This is a messenger RNA of Mustela lutreola (European mink), 987 nucleotides long. RefSeq names its product protein phosphatase 1 regulatory inhibitor subunit 14B (gene PPP1R14B). Gene Ontology annotation, biological process: innate immune response; regulation of phosphorylation. NCBI's taxonomy places the organism in Eukaryota, Metazoa, Chordata, Mammalia, Carnivora, Mustelidae. The record is from RefSeq and is a predicted model, not a curated record. Gene Ontology annotation, cellular component: cytoplasm. Gene Ontology annotation, molecular function: protein serine/threonine phosphatase inhibitor activity.
ACUGGCCCUUUAAGGGGGUGUGGUCGGGGGGCGGGGGAAGCAAGCGAGACAGAGAAAGCGGCUUCGGCGGCGGCGGCGGCGGCGGCUCGGGCGGCGGCCGCGGGGGACAAAGGGCGGGCGGAUCGGCAGGGAGGGGGCGGGGCGCGGCCAGGCCAGGCCCGGGGGCUCCGCAUGCUGCAGCUGCCCCCGGGCGCCCCUGCCGCCGCUCGCCGCCGAGCCGCGCGGAGCCGAGCCCGCAAGCUAACCCGAGCCAGCGGCCCGGAGCCAGCCGGCGGGCGUCCCGGAGGCGGCGGCGCAGGGAGGGGCCCGACGGCGCACGUGGCCCCGGCGGCCGCCAUGGCGGACAGCGGCCCCGCGGGGGGCGCGGCGUUGGCGGCCCCGGCCCCCGGACCAGGCAGUGGUGGCCCAGGGCCCCGCGUCUACUUCCAGAGCCCCCCUGGGGCUGCAGGCGAGGGCCCGGGCGGCGCAGACGACGAGGGCCCAGUGAGGCGCCAAGGGAAGGUCACAGUCAAGUACGACCGCAAGGAGCUACGGAAGCGCCUCAACCUUGAGGAGUGGAUCCUGGAGCAGCUCACUCGCCUCUACGACUGCCAGGAGGAGGAGAUCCCAGAGUUGGAGAUUGAUGUGGACGAACUCCUGGACAUGGAGAGUGAUGAUACCCGGGCUGCCAGGGUCAAGGAGCUGCUGGUUGACUGUUACAAACCCACUGAGGCCUUCAUCUCUGGCCUGCUGGACAAGAUCCGGGGCAUGCAGAAGCUGAGCACACCCCAGAAGAAAUAAGGGUCCUUGACCCCGGUGAAUGGUGGCUCCCACAGGACAAUCGCUGCCCCCCGACCUCGUAGCAACAGCAAUACCCGGGGGGGCCCUGCGGCCAGGCCUGGUGCCAUGAGCAGGGCUCCUCGUGCCCCUGGCCCAGGGGCCUCUUCCCUGCCCCCUCAGUUUUCCAUUUUUGGGGUUUUUUAUUGUUAUUAAACUGAUGGGACUUUU